Argentina anserina (silverweed cinquefoil) is the source of this 847-nucleotide messenger RNA. Its product is annotated as peptidyl-prolyl cis-trans isomerase FKBP16-1, chloroplastic. Gene Ontology annotation, molecular function: peptidyl-prolyl cis-trans isomerase activity. The transcript has 8 exons. The coding region runs from base 32 to 703 and encodes 223 amino acids. NCBI's taxonomy places the organism in Eukaryota, Viridiplantae, Streptophyta, Magnoliopsida, Rosales, Rosaceae. The record is from RefSeq and is a predicted model, not a curated record.
CUCUAAAAUUCUUGAACACUGCAUUAGGCAGAUGGAGUCUCUCUCAUUUCCAAGCUUGCUUCAACUCCCUUGUUCCCCCAAAACUCCAAGAUAUGUUAAUAAAGAACUAGUCAAGAAUGUUGUGGCUGCUAAGAACUUGAAUGAAAGACUUCCCAACAGAACACCAAGGAGGCUGCUUUUGCAGUUUAUGGGGUUCUUCCCAAUCCUAUCACAUCCUGUUUUGGCUGCACCAAUGCCGGAGAUGAAGGAACCUGAAGUGAUUCGGACCUUAAAGCUUCCCAGUGGUGUGAGGAUUCAAGAGAUUGUUGAAGGGAAAGGACCAGCAGCCACUGAAGGAGAUUUGGUUGAGAUUAACUAUGUAUGCCGGCGCACAAAUGGCUAUUUUGUUCAUAGCACUGUUGAUCAAUUCAGUGGAGAAAGCACACCUGUGAUACUUCCUUUGGACGAAAAUCAGAUUAUAAAAGGCUUGGAGGAGGUUCUGGUUGGUAUGAAAAUCGGAGGAAAGAGGAGAGCGCUGAUACCUCCUUCUGUAGGAUACACAAAUGAGAGCUUGCAACCGAUUCCUGAGGAGCUUUCCCUAUGGGCUGUGGCUACAACUAUAGUUGAAGAACUAGUUCCGAUUGCCCGCUGUAAAAGUAAUACUGCGUUAAUUCUGUUGGUUGCAUGCAGUUUGGCCCUCGACGCAGCCUCUUGUCCCAUGUAAAUGAGCCUUUAAUAUUUGAGGUGCAGCUCUUGAAAUUACUAUGAGUUUAUGAAGUGAAUAUGUAUUAAAGCAUUUAAAAUUUGUAGUGUAAAUGUAUUCACUAUUCAAAGGGAUAUAAUCUAUGAUCUAAGUUGAUUUGUUGAU